Enterobius vermicularis (human pinworm) is the source of this 210-nucleotide messenger RNA. The record is from the annotation of a GenBank genome assembly. Lineage: Eukaryota; Metazoa; Nematoda; Chromadorea; Rhabditida; Oxyuridae.
AUGAAAGCUUUAUUUCUGACCGUAGCCUUAUUACUCUGCGUGCAAUUAGCAAGUGCAUAUUGGUAUGGGCCAGGUAUGGGUAUGUAUCCCGGCAUGUAUGGCUAUGGCUAUGGCCCCUAUGGUAUGUAUCCCGGAAUGCAGGGAGCGAUGAGAGGAGCAAGUACAGGAGCAAUGAUCGGCGGUCUUCUUGGAGCGCUUGGCAAAAAAUAA